Molecule: messenger RNA, 3201 nt
Organism: Letharia columbiana
Lineage: Eukaryota; Fungi; Ascomycota; Lecanoromycetes; Lecanorales; Parmeliaceae
Exons: 2
Coding region: 1-3201 (1066 amino acids)
Source: RefSeq, a predicted model, not a curated record
AUGUUAGUUGGCGCAUUAUGGUUCCGCAAACGCGGCGAGAAAAAAACCCUCCUCAGGACCCCCAGACGAACCCUUUUCGAGCUUCACGCCGGGCGACAAAUUCUUCAAUUACCCUUCGACCUAGUCCUGGAGACUAUGAGCUCAGGAAGAUCAGGCUCAGAGGUACGAUUCACUACAUCGGAAGACCUCAUAGCUGCUCUGGGACCCAUGGGGCCCCAGUAUGUAGACCUGCAGCAAAGCAUUGACAAGGUGAAUCUGUCCUAUGUCAGGAAUCCAAUGCUCCUCGUUCAGAACAGAGAGGAAGCCAUCAGAGAAGCCAGGCAUGCCGAGAGAGAGGCAAAGAUUGCGCGGAAGGAACCAAUCCAUCGAAUAACUUUGAAAGACUUGCUUAUUCAAUAUCUACGGCAUGUGGAUCCCAUACUCGAGUAUCAAGCUCGUCUCAAGAAUCCAAAUUCCCCAUGUAAAGGAUUGGACGACGCAUUGCUGGAGCUCUUCAACGAGGAUAACACCAGAUUUCUUGGUCGUAGAGGGUGGGAUGUAACCGACUUAAUGAAUUGGACCUGGGUUUUGACCUCGGAGACGACCGAACGUGCAGCAACUCGACUGUUGGCGAUUGCGCAUCAGGGAUUCCCAAAGCUUGGAGAUGGGAUGUUGAUCCCCCAAUUUGUCUUUCUUUUCUUACUUCGUCGACGAAAUCCGAGCGCAGAGGCCCUGAGGUCUUUGUUGAUCUACGCUUGGGAACUGAUGGAGAAGUCGGAAAGCUUGCUGGAACCGUUACCUCCACUGGAGAAGCUCGCGGAUGAUGCACUCCAAGGAAAGAACCUCACAAAUACUCGCGUUGUCAAAAGCGCAGAAGACGAUCCGCUCGGGAUGAACGGAAGCGUCUUCAUGAUUAUGGUUAUAAGGCUACUACGUUCUGCUCGCACGGUGUGGCCAGCAGCUUGCGACAACAUCGUAGCCUUAGUCAAUCGAUAUUUGGACGGCGUCAAUUUCCGUGCAGGGGCCUCGCAAAUGACCACUCUGACUUCAGAAGACACAACGCAACUUACGUACAUGUACAACACGCUCUUGAAAUUGGUGUCGCUUCCAGCGUCAACAGGGCCCUUCCAGUCCGCAUUUUACCAGCAGCGAGCGCAAUUCAGUCUUUUGAGAAGGAUGAAUCAGUUUCAACCACCCUUGAUUGUCGACAGAAGAGGAUAUCGCGCUGUUGUCAGUAUGCAACUAAGGCAUAAGAAGACCUUGAAGGAGCGUGAAUGGGCGCAGAUGAAAGCAAAAUCAUGGCCUCCCUGGAAAGAAGAGAAGCUCGGUAUAGACGCUAAUAUCAGUGUCGAGCAUGGAACCAGUCGGGCCAUGGAAGCUAUGAGGCGAUCUUGGGAAGCAGGAUAUGGUCCGGAUAAUUGGGAUAUAGGUGCCUCAAUCCUUGCAGGCUGGGACACCGAUGGUAGUCCUACUAUACAGACCCGUGCAGUCUAUCUUCCUCAUGAUCCUCAUGAGCGUCGUACCGAAGACGCACAGAUCUGGGUUGCUCGAAUACGAUCGACAAGGACUCUCAAUGAAGCUUGGUCUUGCUUCCUGUCGUACAAAGAUCAGGAAUUCAGAUCUGGAGGAGCUUUCUAUGUGUACCAUCAAAUGUUUGAAAAAAUUGUGCAGGAUGCCAAAAGACCGCCCGCUGAAAACAUCAAGCCCAGUUCGACAGAUUUCCCUGAUGAGCAACCUCCUCUGCCCGGUGAUGGUCUAGAGGUCUUGCCUGCUCCCGAAUCCCCUCGAGAAGCAGUCUAUGUUCGUAGACCACCACCAAAUAUCGACGAAUUCGUCGAAUUGAUGGCCGAGGAUAAGAUUAGGCCUGAUAAAAAGUUUUUGAGCACCAUGCUUACAAAUGCGCCGACUCUCGAAGCCGGUCUACAGUACCUUGAAGCAAGCGCAAUGCCAAAUGAGCACGUACUCGCUUUGAGUGGGGAGAAAUCACCGAGCACCCCCAAGGCUCAAGCUGCGCUCGUUGCAAUCCCGCCUUACCUUUUUUCUGCCUUCAUUCGCCUACUGACUCGAUUCCCGCCAAGAAUGCCUUAUAAAGAUCGGCCCAGCGAAUAUGCUCUUGCUCAAACCGGUUCAGUCUUGGAUUCGAUGAUGGAGAAGACAGAAUCGGCUCAGCUUGCUUUACUUCAAAGUUCUUCAGGUUCAAGAAAACCUGUAGAGCUUGCACCCCCAGUAAGAUCGAUUGUUAUAAAUCCGCUUCUCAAAGCCAUUCAGCUUGUGCUUGCUCGGAAACCCCGAUACCGACCUGCAUGGUAUAACCUUUUUCGAGCGCUCUCUAGUCCUAGAGUCGUGAUAGAUGUGGUCUCGAAAUUUGUAGACCAAGAUUACCAGGACAUCAAGACUUGGCAGAUGACCUGUGGUCUCUUGAAUGAAAUGCUUGAGAUUGACCAGACCCUUGAUCUUGAAGGCUUUCAGAUACUCUGCGCCGGACUAGAAAAGGCAAUCUUCGCCAGUGAAAGGCUCUCCAGGAACCCACGCAUUCGACGAGGAGACAACGGUCCCAGGGACGACAUGAGAUCCUACGUUGAUCGCGUACUUUUGACAGGUCUUCCGCUUCUCAAAGAGAUUUUCAAGGACGUCGUCAGAUCGAAAACGAUGCAGGAAGCGAUACCUGUUUCUCUAACGGAAGAGAAGUCAAACAUCGACGCAUCCAUUGAGGAGCACGGUGUAUUGGAGUCCGAUGAUACUGAAAAAGACACUGAAAAAGAUUCGAUGACAGAAUCCAGGGCCUUUUUACCUCCAGGCUGUUUGCUUCCGAGACUACUGGAGGUGCCACACCCCGCUUGUCUUCACGGGUUCAUACGAAUACUCGGACUUCGCCGAGAUUACGACGGUAUUUUGGACUUGGUAGAAUGGAUGUCCCUCUUCGCUGAUGACAUCAACGCCGUCGCUGACGAAAAAGCGAAUUGGUCCAGGAUGAUGCGGCGGUGUUUGACCGCAAUUCACGUGUUCAUGGAACGCAGUUGGAUAAUUCUGGAAAAGAGAGAAGCUGAGGCUCAAGGAGAAGACCCAAGCACUGUACGUGAUGAGCUAGAGAUGAAGGCGGAACCUGCACCAGCGGGAGUUGUGAGAGCUAUUCAAGAGAUUGUGAGGCAAAAUAAGAGAUGGGGCGGUUGGCCUAUGCCUCAUAACGUGAUGCAGUAUUGUGCAAAUGGGAAGUUCAUAUAG